GUUUGAGAAUAGGUUGUUAUUGAUUUUUGUUGUUGUGAGGGGUGGUUGUGAGUGAGCUCGAAACAUUAGUGAUUUAGUGUGAGUUUGUGUGGUUAGUACUAGGCUAAUCGUUAUGGCUGUGAACGAGGGAAUGGAGAAAUGUGAAAUUGAAGUUGUUAAUCCAUCCAUUUUAAGUAAAAUUGAAAGCUUCUUCAAUGAUGCCACUUACAGAGAAACAAUUGAGAAUUCAGCGACUUAUAAUACACGCUUGUGUAUUGAAAGAAGACUGCGAAUGCCAUUUCUUGAUUCUCAAACAGGCGUUGCACAGAAUCACUCAAAUUUGUUUAUGAGCUCCCGUGAACGAAUGCCUGGCCUUGUAGAAGGCCAGAUUUACACAUAUCCCUCAAAACGUUGGCGGAAAAAGCGGCGGCAAUAUCUUAUGAAUUUUAUGCAACCUCGUCGAAAAGAGGUUGACCCAGAGGCAGACUUACACACUAUAAGCACUGUUGAGAAUCCAGCAGUUUGCAACAAUGAAGACAGCAAGGAAAGUGUCAGCUUAAAAGAUGAAGUAGUGAAGUCAACCACAAGGCAGGCUCCUCCCCAUCGACCCCGGGUGCCUGGCUAUCUCGUUCCAGAUAGCUCACCAGCUCUAUCUGAAGAUGCCCUUUGCAACUUGGGCAAAACACCUGGUGGUCUUGCAGCCAACUGCGCAUGGGAUAGCAACAUGAAAACCAGCCACAUACAAGAUGCUUGGUAUUAUGAUGAAUUGGAUAUGCAAGAAAUGGAAGCAUUUGAUGACCCGGAUCCUGACUCUGAUUAUGAUUAUGAAGAAUCAUAUACAAAGAGGAAAAAGAAGUCAAAAAAAGCUCCAAGGACAGGUGACUCACCAGCUGUGAAGAAACCAAAGGGUCAGGGAAGAGGUCGCAAGAAAACGAAUUAUGAUGCUGUCUCUGAUGCUGAAAAACCAUUUGCCUGUGAACUGUGUGGAGCGCGGUACAAGACCCGACCUGGGCUCACGUACCACUACACUCACUCUCACAAGGAUGAGGAGAGCGGAGAUGCCCCUUCGACGCAGGCACAGGUGCCUCUUCAGGGAGGGGGCCAAAGCCCAGUUGUGGGCUCACCCGGGCCUGCCCACACGUCUGCUGCUCCCACACCCGCUGGUGAGCCCUUCGCCAGACAGACGCCACAGGCUCAGCAACUGCAGCCGUUGGCUCUGCAACCACAGCAGGGCCCUGGCCCAGCUGGGCAGGUUCCAGUGCCAGUGCCUUCACAACCGGAGGCAGGUUGGAGCAAGUUCCAGGACAGUUACCUCACCUUCCUAAGUGCCCCUGGUGGGAGUUCUCGGCGCGGCAGACAGUCUCAGGUGCAGUCACCGGUUCCCCCUGUGUCUUCACAACCUCAACAACCACCACAACAACCACCACCAACGCAACCACCACCUCAUGCUCCAGUGCUCUCAGUUGUACCACCACCUGUUGUGCCACCAAUGGUGCCUGAAGAGACACCAAGUACAAUUACUACGUCACCAGCUGCUCCAAUACUUGAUAAGAAACCUGCUGCAGAUGUAAUGACAUUGAUGCCAGAAGAAAAGGACCGCGCUGCACCUUCCCCUUAUUGUGAUUUCUGUCUUGGUGAUGCCCAGGAGAAUAAGAAGACUGGUCAUUCAGAGGAACUGGUGUCCUGUUCAGACUGUGGACGCUCAGGUCACCCAACCUGUCUGCAGUUCACACCUAACAUGAUCAUUUCAGUGCGGAAAUACAGAUGGCAAUGUAUCGAAUGUAAAUGCUGUUCAAUUUGUGGAAAUUCAGACAAUGAUGACCAGUUACUUUUCUGUGAUGAUUGUGACCGAGGGUACCACAUGUACUGCCUAGCGCCACCACUUGCCACACCUCCAGAGGGGUCUUGGAGUUGCCGUCUGUGUCUUGUGGAGUUUCAUAAAAAAUAAUUUCUAUCAGAUUUAUUAUCACACACACUCAGGAAAUAUUUCAUUGCAUGUAAUUCUUUUCUGGUACUUAAGUGAAUGAGGUUUUAGUGUAAACUUUCAGCUUGUAUUGUGUAUUAAUACAUCAACAAGUCACACCAGCAUCACGUGUUUGGUAGCUGAUUGGAAGUAUUUCUAUUAUAAAUGUUUGAUGUUCUACUACUACUUUUGCAAUAGUAGUUCAUAGUACUGAAUAUGUCUUUCAUAGCUCUUUAAAAAAAGUUGAUAUUGUAUUUUGGCAUUGUGAAGGGACAGGUUAUAACUGUUAAUGUGUUCCCAUGACAUAUUAUUCAGCAUGACAAUUUGUGACUUUGACUUAGACAAUAGGCAUAGAGCUGUAACUUUUAUGCUCACUGUGAUUUUCUUUUUCUAUCAUUGAAUCCUAUAAAGAUAAAUGUUUCUAGGUAUUACUUAUUAAUAAAACUUAUGUAAUUACCCGAGUUAUGAGAAUAAUUUUUCUAUUAGAGGAAUGACUUAUCAAACAAAAAGAUAAAGGAAAACAUUUCAAACUUAUGGCUGAAGUGAGCGUUAAAAGACUGUAUGCUGGGCUCUGAAAGCCUGAGGAUUGGUUUUGUCUGUUGAUUGCUCCUGCCUCUGGAUUGUAUUUUCUAUCUUUAAUAAUUAUCGCCUUCACAAUGAGGUUCAGUCAAGCAUAUAAUUCAAAAACAUCACUCAUAAUGUAAAACUUAGUUAUUUCCACUUCUUAUUAUUCAUUUUGUACAUUUUCAUUAUGGGUUUAUUCUCAGUGUCAAAAAUUCUUGUUAAUCACUCUUGCUCAUUUUCCUUAAUUUCUACUUCUUUGCUUCAUUAUUAUGUUAUAUAGUUACCCUGUAUUACUCUGUAAAUUCCCAUAUGCUGAAACAUGUAACAUUUAGUGAGUAUACUUUAGUUUUAGAUGUCAGAUUUACUGUGAAUGCUAAGAUGUGAAACUUUGGAACUACCAUAUGAAUUAUAUGAAAAUAAUGGUUCACAUUAGUCCACAUUCUGUUUUUGUACUUUCCCCUCCACACAAAUAGAAUUUGGUUCUGAAGAAAGAAGACAAGGUUUUGUAAACUCUUCUUCAUUUUCUUUGGGUAAUGUUUUUUUGUGUUUAAUGGAGUUUGUGCUUCCUAUUUAAAUCAUUUUCUCUCCAUUCUAAUUUGAUAUUUAGUAGCUGCUUGGAGACCAUUUAAUUUCAAGUGGCACUCUAUCCAAGCUAAUGUUGGGAAAACCAAUAAAGUUCACCAGGUUGCAAAAGAAGUGUCUAUUGUUUGUACAACAUUGAAUUUGGAGAACAUAUAGUCACAUGCUAUACAGGAAAUGGAAAACUACUUAAAACCUAGUCCCAUCUCAUGAUUAUGCCAGGUGUUUUGCCAGUUCCAAGUCAUCAUUUUUGUACUGCGUGUGAUGAGUGUUUUCAAUGAAGCUAUCAGGUACUUAAUGCACUCAGUGAUUCUAGUUUGUGUUUAUGUCAUUAGUCAUUUGUGUAAAUAUUUUGAAAAUGUAUAGCAUUUGAAAAAAAAAAAAUUGCAUUAUUUACGAGCAGUAGGCAAAUAUUGUCUUUUGAAACCAGAUAUUUUUAUAAGUGCAUGCUUUAAUUUAAUGUAAAAAUUUAUUACACAAUAUAUAAUAUGGUGUGGCAGCUAUUGUAAGUUGAAUGUACUUAAAACUUAAUUCUUAUACAAUAUUGUCUGACUAGUAUAGGAAAAUUAAAUUCUGUGUAUGGUGUUUCAGUAUUUUCAGUGCCUAAUGAUAGAGCUAUUUUGAAAAAAUAAAUGCUUAUUGUGAAUGUGUUAGUUAAGUUAGUUGAUUAUAUUGUAUUCACCAACUAUCUGUGAGAACAACUGAAGCUUGCUACCACAAAAUAAAAUGUAAAUUAAAGAAGCAGAUUCUUUUUCGAGUGUGAAUUGAUGCUGUGACUGAAGAGUCACACAGAGAUUUUUUUUUAAAACAAAAUGCUACUCAGAUUGUAACAGAAAUGAUGAUCAAAUUCAAACAUGGUGUGAUUUUGCCAUACAUGCAGUGUCAAAACAUCUUGCCUGAAUAUAAUUUUUCAGCUGUGUCCACCAAAGUGGAAAUGUGGCACACAGAUACAAGAUGAAAAUAAUGGGGAGUGUGUGUAAAUGGAAAGUAGCAAUAGGCUACUGAAAGAAAAUAUGAAAAUAAUGGGCAGUGUGUAUAAAUGGAAAGUAGUGAUAAGCUCAUGAAAGAAAAUAAUUAUGAAAGGACUUGGAGAAGAUAUGCCCCCCCCCCCCCCCCACACACACACAAACUAAAAGGAUGAUGACUGGAGAGGACAGGAGGAUGGAAGGAAAGAAGAUUGGCUGAGGGAACAUAAACUCCACACACAAAGGGCACUAGAAUAAUCAAAAAAAUUUAAAUUACUAUACGGCAUGUCUGCAAUUGAAAGAAACUGGUGAAUAAUCAAAGGACAUGCACUGAUGUUACAGAAGUAAAUGUCAUAAAACUUAAUCAUGUAACAAACAACUUAUGAUAUUUGUUACAUUUCUUAGAUAUGGUCUUAUUUUUGAAAAGAUUACAAUGAGAGUUACCUGUAACAGAAGCAAGUUUCUGUAUGGAAUCAAUAUAAUCAUCAGAUUCUCUUAGAGCUACAGUGCUGUGAAAGACUGCUGCAGCUGUUUGAGAAAGAAUAAAAUAUUUUGAUGAUAUCUGUUCUGUUCCAAAACCAUUAAACUCUCAUUUUCUGAUUUUUUGGCCUUAAUUGUAGUCAAAUACUGGAAUUCAUAACUUUAUUCUUUACAAAACUGGAUCAUAUUUUUUAUAGUAGUCUUUAUGCAUGGUUGUUAUAUAGUGUCUGUGUGGAUUAGAAAGGUCAAAUGAUUCUUCUCAGAGAUAAUAUACUAUUAAAGAUGUAGUAUCAUUGAACUGAACUAACUUGAAGACUUUUUUGUUAGAGCACAGGUUGUGUUUGUAAUGUUACAAGUAAUAAUUAGCUUUAGCAUCUGGUACACCUUUGUAUCCUAUGACUAAUAAUAUGCAUUGCUGUACAUAAUCAUAGAAAAAUGAAAUGUGGUGCAGAGAAUCUUUGUGAAUUACAGGUUUCUCAUUGUCAUUAAAUUUUUACUAAAUCAUUUUUAAUAUACACAUGAGGAAGCUAUCAGUUUUUGCUGAAUAUUCACUUCUUUAGAAGAACAUUAUAAAAAAGAAAAAAGAAUUUAUUCGUUAGUGUAUUAACCCUGUGAGUCACAGAAAUACUUUCGAAUAUGAUAUUUACUGAAGUUUUGUCUUUUCCUUCUUUAUUGUUACUGGAGCACACUAUAUUUUUUCAAUUUUUUACAAAAUAUAUAAGUGGUUUCCCAGUGAAAACACAGUGACACAAGGUAUUUUCCAACUUCUUUCAAAGAGUAAGUAAAGUCCUCUGAUUUUGAAUUUUUAAUAUUACAGUUUUGUUACAUUUUCUUUCAUAUUUAUUGUUUCUUUCUAAUGCCCAGACCUUCAGUCACAAAUAGCUGAACUCUUAGUGUCAGCGGUGCUCCUUCAGUUUUUAUUUUAUACAUAUGAUAUGGACAUGUGCCCCCAUUUCCAUUGUUUUCCGUCUAAUUCAUGUGGUGAUUUGAUCAUUCUGCUUUUGCGGAAGUAUUGCAGUCACAUAUGACAAGUUAUUGCUUACAGAAUGUGGUCAAUUCUCUCCAUGGUGGCUUCUUCACUUGGGUUAUGGCAGUUUGAAACAAAAUGAACAGUUUUUUGUCCAUCCAUUUAGUGCAAGUUACUCCUUCCCAGUUCCUCCUCACUAAUUUCCUGCAAGUGUAACAUUUAUCAGAUAUAAAAUUUGUGGCAGGUAUUUCCGUACACUUUUAAUAGUGCCACAAGCAAAGAUUUUAUUUUUGAACAGCACAAUGGAUGUAAAAUAGUUGUCUUGGUAGAUUUCAUAACCUUGACCUUUCACAGACUUUGUCAAGUGGGGAAAAAUUAUCCCGCCGAGAUCCUUUUCUACCUAAGUUCUUUUUUUUGCAGUGUAUACUUGAAAUUCACAAAUACACCCUGUUUUGUCUGCCCUCACCCAUCCUUCAUAUGAAUUUCUGGGGCAUAUACAUUUUCAUAAAAGAUCGUCCUUUAAACUUAAUCAUUGAUUCAUCAAAGGCCUGUUUUUUAGAUGGCCUGUAACACUUUUUGUGUGUUGUGGAGAGAGAAUUUAACAAUGGUCAUAUUUUAUAUAGUUUGUCAUGACUGCAGACCCCCACCCUCUCUUUUUGUACUGCAUUAUCAUGUGUGUGUAAAUUUGAAAGGAGCCGUACGAAUCUGUUCAGUAGCAUUCUUUGGAAAUAUAUUCAUUUUUGUAGUGCAGGCAAAGAAUAUAACUAAUCCUUAUCAUUAGGUUGCAAUUUCACAUGCAUAAUUAAAUUAGUAUUGAUAAACACUUUCAUUUCAUUUAAAUUUUUAGGGUGAGAACUGAUGCUAUCACAGCAUAACAUAUAAAUUUGUUUGACACACUAGAUCCUCAGUUGUGUGGCUUAUAAAAAGUUCAAAGAUAAAGUCAACAGGGAAAGAAAGAUUAUCGAAAUUAGAGGAGGGUUCAGAUUCCUCCACAAAAUUUACAAGAAGAUUUUCACUGAACUAACGUCCCCCACUUUGGUUCUGAAAUGGCUUGAGUGGAAGGAAGAAGUUCACUGAUAUCAACUAGAGCUUCAGAAACUACGUCCUCGGCUCGUAAAGAUAAUCACAACAUAGAGUCUUCCUCUCCAAGGGCCUGAAAAAUAUGCUCCAGAUUAUCAUCUUAAGAUUCUGACAAAUCACUUGGGAUAUCUUGAAAAAGAAGUUUUUGGACAGUAACCUCAUCUAAUUAGGUGAAAGUAUCUCUUCUGUCCAUCUAAACAGGCAUAAAAGAAUAACUUACAGUGUACGAGAUAGGUGUCACAGUAGCACAAUGCUUUCACAGCAACACCACUAACACUUGUGGUUAUAACUACUUCAAAUAAUGUGCUUUACUUAAAAUUAAAUCAUAUUUAUAACCUAGAAAUAUGUCCUACCAUAUAUAAAAAUUCUACUUACAUUGAGUCAAGUAUAGAAUCUGUAUAAACAAAACAAUGUCCCUGAAAUACAAUAUGCUGUACCUGCGUGGAAAACAUUCACUGUCUGCUAACUUCCCCUCACAGUGCUGCCCUCAUAAGAUCCGAUAAGUUAACCCCUUGGAAGUCCACUAGAAUGCACCACAAACAAGGUUGAGACAGUCAUUUCACAGUCAGGCACCUGCCGGCCGCGGUGGUCUAGCGGUUAAGGCGCUCAGUCCGGAACCGCGCGACUGCUACGGUCGCAGGUUCGAAUCCUGCCUAGGGCAUGGAUGUGUGUGAUGUCCUUAGGUUAGUUAGAUUUAAGUAGUUCUAAGUUCUAGGGGACUGAUGACCUAAGAUGUUAAGUCCCAUAGUGCUCAGAGCCAUUUGAACCAUUUGAACAGUCAGGCACCUAUGCCACAAGGUGGUUCAGCACAGCAAAUAGAUGUUUCGCAGUGGAACCACUCUCAAGUCAAAGGGUUAAGUGUGUAACAACUUCCUGGAGGCGAAUAGAAAAAAAAGCUGUUAAUUUAUAAUCCAAGUAUUCAGUCUGCAGUAUUUACUGUUAUACACACUGGUGUUUACAUGGGUUGAUAAUAAUGUUUGGAAUGUGGAAGAUUUUAUCUGUGUAAAACCCACAAGAGGUGGGAGGGGGCAGAGGAGGGGAGAAGCAGCAUCGGAGAUACAAUUAAAAUGCUUUAUUCAUGGAAAUGAAAAUUAUUAUCAUUGUAGGGGAAAUAUAGAAAGAAGCACUGAUGAUUGCAGUAGACAGCAUGUAGUUCUGGAGAUGUUCAAAAUAAGUUGUACGAGAAAGGUCAGUCGUCAUUUUCAGUGCUAACAAAACUAUCUUCUAUACAACAGCUACUUCUUUGCUUUUCAGAAUCCUCUAUACAACUGGUACUUCUAUGCCUCUCAGCAUGUAACUACUUUUGUAUUAGUUACUCUGGCCCUUCAAGUCUCAAGCUAACAAGUUUUCUUUCAUUUCUGAAAGAAACUGUAACAAUAGGCUAUACGGUUGUCACCUUCUAAUAAGAUCACUUCCCUAAUGUUUCAUCAGACUCACAGUCUGCCCCUGGUAGCUGAGUGGUAAGUGCGACGGAAUGUCAUACCUAAAGGCCCAGGUUCAAUUCCAGGCUUGGUCAGAGAUUUUCUCCACUCAGGGACUGGGUGUUGUGUUGUCCUUAUCAUCAUCAUUUCAUCCCCAUAAACACGCAAGUUGCCGAAGUGGUGUCAACUCAAAAGACUUGCACCUGGCAAACGGUCUACCCAACGGGAGGCCCUAGCCACAUGACAUUUCCAUUUGCAUCAGACUCACAAAGCCUAAAACCUACAAAUACUGUAUUCUUAUGCUGUUUCUAAUUCUUUUUCUCAAAUUUUAUGGGAUCUGUUCUUUGCUUAGGUAAGGUAAAGGCAGUAUCUAUUUGUUUUAUUGUGUGUAUAUUAUUACUUGGACAAAUAUAUUAUUUUUCUGAUAUUUACAAUUUAAUUGAGGAGAUGUACGUGCUGGGAUAUUGCUGCUGUGCUUUUUUUUUCACACACAGCAGCAAUAUGCCAGCAAGUACAGAAUAGUGGGUGCCAUGCAGCUUCUGAACUGUACUGAAUCCACCUGAUGCAAAGAAAGGUGAAACAAAAAUGUAUUUUUUUUUAACCAUAGAUAAACUGCAUCUUAAAAAAGUUUUCAGUCUUUAGGCUACCAGAAUGCUCAAAUGAAUAGGAGGAGGUUGUGAUAUUGCUGGUAAAAUACCAUUAGUCAAAUCCACUUUUAUAUCUUGAAAGUGAAGUGGAAUAACCUUAAUUAUAUAAUUAUUUUUAAUUUGUUAGAGUGGAAAAGAACCUAUGAUGGUAAGACUUUUCAGUCAUUAAAAAAUACAGUACAAUUUAUUUAGUUUCUGAAACUGCAAUUUGCAAAAUAAAUAUUGUGUAUUUUGUGAACAUUUGUAUUGCAAAUAUAAAAAGUACAUUGUCUAGUGUGAUUUAUUAUUUUGAGGUGGACAUUAUCAUAUAGCACUAAAGGGUAAAACAUUUGUCAGCCUUAAUCAUAAGUUAACAAUAGUAUUGAUUUCCUUUGUGUGGUAUGUGGGACAAUGUGAUUAAUGUAAUGUCUGCACAAAACUAGCUUUCUAUUGUAAAUUUUGCACAGUUAUACAGUUGUGUGUAUUUUUAAGUAACAACUGUGAAAAGUUAAUUUUUAUGUUUUAAAACAGGGUUAUGAAUUUAUGUGACAAAUUAGUUGGUAUGUUAUCAUGUCAAUUUAAGUCCAUGUAUUAAACAUGUAUCUCAUUACAGUAUAUUCUUGUUUCUAUUGCCGGUGUACAAUAAGUAGGCAUGUGUGUGCUGUAUUUUAUAAAAUUAUUUUUUGUAUUAAAAAUGUGCAGAAUUAAA
Molecule: messenger RNA, 9333 nt
Organism: Schistocerca serialis cubense
Lineage: Eukaryota; Metazoa; Arthropoda; Insecta; Orthoptera; Acrididae
Gene: d4
Product: zinc finger protein ubi-d4
Exons: 11
Coding region: 113-1927 (604 amino acids)
Biological process (GO): nervous system development
Cellular component (GO): nBAF complex
Source: RefSeq, a predicted model, not a curated record